Messenger RNA from Thalassophryne amazonica, 2648 nucleotides. It is a transcript of the gene srrm4, whose product is annotated as serine/arginine repetitive matrix 4. Lineage: Eukaryota; Metazoa; Chordata; Actinopteri; Batrachoidiformes; Batrachoididae. Gene Ontology annotation, biological process: mRNA processing; regulation of RNA splicing; neuron maturation. The coding region runs from base 653 to 2524 and encodes 623 amino acids. Gene Ontology annotation, cellular component: nucleus. The transcript is spliced from 13 exons. Gene Ontology annotation, molecular function: mRNA binding. The record is from RefSeq and is a predicted model, not a curated record.
AAAAGCGAUCCGCUCUAAGCCGAGCUCCUCACUCCGUUCUCUCACACUCUCACACGCUUUCCAAAGCUCCUUCCUUCCUGCUGCUGCUACACCUGCUUCGACACGCACUCAGCGAUCGCCCGCUGGGUGAACCUGUAGACUCCUCUGUGCACCAAAACACUGCAACUACAAAAACACUCGUUCUCACUCACAUCCCAGACUUAGGACUGAAGCACCAUCUGUCUUUUGCAGGUGAUGGUUAAUUCUGUGUGAAGUUUCCGACGGAAGCACAGGGAAAGAAGUGUUGCGACUUCCCAGCCCCGAACCCAUCCCCGGCAGCAGAUGUGAGAGAAGAGGAGAGGCACAGAAACACAAUCUGCCCCCUCCACCCUCCUUCAUCGGGGAGAACAAUACACAGCCUGAAGUUGGAGAGGCAGAGCUUUUGUCCCUCUCCCCGCGCUCCUGCUGGAAAGCGACGAGCAGAUGGACACCCUGGCACACAGACCUGCUGCUGGAAGAGAAGACGCUGCUGAGGUUGUUGGAAAAAUCAUCUGUGCUUGCUGUGCUGUUUGAUUCAGUACUUGGACAGCUCCUGAGAGACCGGCAGUGCGUGUUUGCGUGCAUGAAUGUGUAGAUUCUCUCAGGUGACAAAUUUGGCGAGGAAAAUCCAUCAAUGCAGCCCUCGGGUUCACUUCAGAUCGGCCCCUGUGGCUCUGCUCUCUCUCUGCGGGCUCAGGGCACCAUCGGCAGCCUCCAGCAGCUGGAAGAGAAGCAGCUCUUUGAGAAGUUUUGGAAAGGAACCUUCAAGGCUGUCGCCACCCCAAGACCAGAGAGUGUCAUCGUGGCCAGCAUCACCGCUCGGAGAAGGGUGACUGACUUGGAAACAACAGCCUGUCAGACACUGAAGAUGGACGAGAAGAAAGCGGUCGACACAGCAGAGAGAAACGGCUGUGUUAAAGGAAAAAGACGCAAGCACAACAGCCAUCGCAGGGUCAGAAGAUCCUACUUUGAUGAGCAACCUACCCCUGGGCCAGCACCCAAGGGGAAGAAGAAGAAGAAGAAGAGAAAGGCCGAGCGGAAGAAGAAAAGGAAAAGGUCUCCUUCUCAUAGCCUGUCACCACUGAGGAAGAAGAAGAAAAAGAAGAAGAAGAGUUCCAAGAAAAGCAAGCGCCAUCGGUACACAUCCAGAAAGUCAAAACACAGCUAUUCAAGGCUAAGACGUAAGAAGAAGGAUGAGCGCAAGCACAAGAAAAGUUCACGGACUCACUCACGCAGGAGACAGCGCUAUCGGAGGUCAGAUUCGGACACUUCUUCUUGCCAGUCUUCCACAAAGAACAGACAUCAUUUGCAGAAAUCUGUGGUACGUUACGCAAUGGAUGAACUUCCAGCUGUUGGAGAGGAAACCAAUGCAGUGCUUAAGCAAAUGGAGUGGAAACCUACAACCAAAUCAGUGUGUAAAACGGCUCGAAACUAUCGCUCCAUCCUCUCAAACUCUAUCUCGUCAUCAAAACGUGGAAGCAAAGUUUUUCACAGAAAAGCAGCUCGCCAUCGCGCUUUGUCGAGCCAGUCUGAAGGGCCGCGUGAUUACGAUUCUGGCAAUGACACUUCUUCACCUCCAUCAAGCAAAACUGGGGUUUCUCACGCAAGCGUGAGGGAAAAUAAGAAGAGCGUGUGCCAGCGCCUGGCCUCACCGGAGAAGAUGACGUUUGCUCAAAGAGACAAUGCCUCGGAUUCAGGAAACUCCGUGACCAGCUAUGCUUCCUUGUGCAAACCAUACGGCGAGGAUGGCUUGUCUGCCACGUUGUUCAAUGGUUUCAGUGGCAAAAGAGGGCAAAUAACCUUGGGGUGUCGGGGGGAGGUUGUGAGAUCUCCAAAGCCCUCCAGCUGUUCACAGAGGAUGAGUGAGGCAUCUGGACGGCAUUUGAAAGCACGGUCAUCCAGCAGCAGGAGCAGAUCCUCAGGGAGUUCCAGAUGCUCUGGACACUACUCUCGUAGUCUGUCAAUGUCAUCUUGCAGCUCUUAUUGGCGCUCACCAGCUUAUUCUGCUGAUUUGAGAGAACGUGACAGCAUGUCCAGUAUGAGGUCCAGAAGAAGCUGCUCUAAAUACAGCGCUGACAGACUACGAGACAGAAAGAGAGCAUCGAUUUCCAGAGAAAGGGAUAUAAAGUAUACACAUAAGGUCACUGGGAAGAGGCAAAGACGCAAAUCCUACUCCCCUAUGAAGAAAAGGCGGAGAGAUUCGCCAAGCCAUCUGGAAGCACGCCGAAUCACAAGUGCCAGAAAGCGACCAAUCCCUUAUUUCCGACCCAGUCCUUCCUCAAGCAGUCGAUCCACCAGUGUGUCAUCAUGGAGCAGCCUCUUCACUCGCAGCCGCAGCCCGAUCCACAGCCUCAGCAGGAGUCGGAGCAGGAGCCGGGGCCACAGCUACUCCUCCUACAGAAGCUACAGUCGCAGUUCAUCCUGGAACUCCAUCUUUGGAACACGCAGUCGGAGUAGGAGCCACGGUUCGUUGAACAAACGUAGCAAAAAACGCCGCAGGCAUUAGGAUUUUAGAGGACAUCAAAGAAGUGAAACAGGAGUGAUGCUCCCAAAUGAGAGCGAGAAUAACGGCCGUUGAAGCAGUCCAGUGUUCAGCCGGCCUCGCUCCACUUUGAUGCUUGAGUGGAAAA